GCAUGGAUUUGGGGCCUCCAUCGAGUUUGGGAACAGUGAGAGGCACAGCAGUACGGGAUUUGAUUCCAUGAUUCCAUCACUCUCCGCUCAACAACCACGACAACGACAGCAAUAACUACCUUUAGAGAGGAACCAAUGGCCUUUCACUGACUCACAUCACAACCAAACAACACAGAAAAGGGAAACCAAGAGCUCAUUCAUGGAGGUUAAAGCCAGAGCUCCAGGCAAGAUCAUACUCUCAGGGGAACAUGCUGUUGUUCAUGGAUCCACGGCUGUUGCUGCCUCUAUCAACUUAUACACCUACGUUACUCUCCGCUUCUCCACCCCUUCCGACGAUCAGGAUUCGUUGAAACUUGUGUUGAAGGACGAGGGUUUAGAGUUCUCGUGGCCGACUAACAGAAUCAAACAAGAGUUUCCGGAAUCAUCAGCUGAGCCGCAAUCUCCGGCGCCACCAUCGUGCUCCGUCGAGUCUGCCAAGUCUAUUGCAUCUCUCGUUGAAGGACUCAACAUUCCUGAGGCCAAGAUCGCUAUUGCUUCUGGUGUUUCUGCUUUCCUUUGGUUAUACACUUCCAUUCAUGGAUUUAAGCCUGCUACUGUGUCUUUCACUUCUGAACUUCCCAUGGGUUCCGGCCUCGGAUCAUCAGCCUCGUUUUGCGUGGCGCUGGCGGCUGCCUUGCUCGCCUGCACUGAUUUUGUUUCUCUGGAUUUGAAACAACAAGGAUGGCAGUCUUUUCAGGAGAAGCAACUUGAUUUGGUAAAUAAAUGGGCUUUUGAAGGCGAGAAGAUCAUCCACGGAAAGCCCUCUGGAAUUGACAACUCUGUUAGCGCAUAUGGUAACAUCAUAAGUUUCAAGUCUGGUAGCAUGACACACAUGAAGGCAAAUACGUUACUGAAAAUGCUCAUAACUAACACCAAAGUAGGGAGAAACACGAAAGCAUUGGUGGCUGGUGUUUCAGAGAGGAUGCUAAGGCACCCGGACGCAAUGGCUUUUGUGUUCAGUGCUGUUGAUUCUAUUAGCCAGGAAUUAACCUUGAUUUUGCAGUCACCAGCCUCAGAUGAUGUUCUCUCUGUAACGGAGAAAGAAGAGAAGAUAGGGGAACUGAUGGAAAUGAAUCAAGGUUUGCUCCAAUCUAUGGGGGUUAGUCAUGUCACAAUAGAAACUGUUCUUAGAACGACAUUGAAGUACAAGUUGGCUUCUAAAUUGACCGGAGCUGGUGGUGGUGGCUGUGUUCUCACACUGCUUCCAACAUGUAUCCUCUUUACUCCUCAUCUUGAUUCUGAUUCAGUUGUUCGCUUAAGGUUUCGUUGUCGAAAAAGUAGUUGCUGAAUUGGAGUCAUGCGGGUUCCAGUGUUUCACUGCCGAAAUUGGUGGGAAAGGUGUUGAAGUUAACUUUGAGGUGUCAUCUUGAUCUUUCUCUUUUGUCCGGAAGGAUUACCGUCGGUGAUUGAAGAUCUUCAAAAUAAAUAGCAUGAAAAAUAUAUGCUUCAAUUUUUUUGCAUGUAAUUAAUUUCUAGCAUAACUUUGGAUUUGUUGGUACUCGGAACACAUUUUUUUGUAACCGUGAAUUGGUGAACACGUAGUUCUUAACACCACAAUUAUUUUUUGUUCCA
Messenger RNA from Arachis duranensis, 1611 nucleotides. RefSeq names its product mevalonate kinase. The coding region runs from base 200 to 1327 and encodes 375 amino acids. Gene Ontology annotation, cellular component: cytoplasm. Gene Ontology annotation, molecular function: ATP binding; mevalonate kinase activity. The transcript has 5 exons. Gene Ontology annotation, biological process: isoprenoid biosynthetic process. Lineage: Eukaryota; Viridiplantae; Streptophyta; Magnoliopsida; Fabales; Fabaceae. The record is from RefSeq and is a predicted model, not a curated record.